AUGGGUCGGAUUGCAAAGCUUUGUGUUGUUUUUGUCGCCGUCGUCGUGAGCUGCCCCCGAUUGUUACAUCAGCGCACGACUGGCGAACAGCACACCUUUGUGGAAUCCCUCGAAACCAACCCGCGUGAACGGUUUAGGGAAUCCCCGACGAGGGCGUGGGGGACACAGGCGCACGAGGAUGACGAGGAUCGCUUAUACAGAAGUACCAGCGAAAUGCGGCGAUCGGGCUCAAGCAGCGUGACAAAAUUGCAAAAGCAGAUGAUUGCGGCGGUAGCUCUGGCAGGAUUGCUGCUCCUGGGGUAUACGGUGUGGCGCAGACGCGUGUCCAAGACAAGCGAAAGCACGAAAAUUGACGGAGGGGGCGAUGGCGUACGACGGCUGUUGAACACACAAGCAGUGGGAUGGAGCCGAGAUUUCAGGUUGCGACGAGGGCGGCACGGCAUUCUCAUGGAACUGAUAGACUGUGGAAUCGAGUGGCGGGCCGAGCGCCGCGGUUCUGGGUCUUACCGGAGCUGGAUGCCGGAACAUGAGACAGGGAUGAAAUCUCAGUCGUCCACGAACCGGCACGAGAGACUACGGCAGGCGAUGUCGAGAUUGUCGGAGCACGGGACUUGUCGGAGGAAGGAGCGCGAACUGACGUGCUCCAAAUCCGGGGGGGUUUUGCUCGCCGCUCGUUGUGCGCCUGCCGCCACCGCCUCGGAGGACGCAGGUGCCUUGGCGUAG
This is a messenger RNA of Besnoitia besnoiti, 723 nucleotides long. RefSeq lists its product as uncharacterized. The coding region runs from base 1 to 723 and encodes 240 amino acids. NCBI's taxonomy places the organism in Eukaryota, Apicomplexa, Conoidasida, Eucoccidiorida, Sarcocystidae. The record is from RefSeq and is a predicted model, not a curated record. The transcript has 4 exons.